Heterocephalus glaber (naked mole-rat) is the source of this 1761-nucleotide messenger RNA. NCBI's taxonomy places the organism in Eukaryota, Metazoa, Chordata, Mammalia, Rodentia, Bathyergidae. The record is from RefSeq and is a predicted model, not a curated record.
UCCGGAGCGUUGGGGCAUCUUCCGGUCGGCGCUAGGGGGCCGACUGGCCUCGGGCGUGAAGGUGAGCCUCGGGCGGCUGCCCUGCCCCGCCUCCUCGUGCUGCCUGGGCUUCCCCUCCUUGAGGUUCUAUAUUGAAGCCCAGAGAGGUCGAGGGACCGCAGGCUGGUGACCGAAAUGGACCUUGCGCCACCCCAUAGCUGUCCUGUUUCCACUGCGCUGUGAAAUUGGUGUAGUGCCGUGGCUGUGCGCCCCAGUGGUGAGCAGGCUGCCUGCUGGGGACUGGAAAUUUAGCUCAGUGGAACCACGCCUGCCUCGCAAACGCAAGGUCCUGAGCUCCAUCCCCAGCACCAAAAACCAUCUGGCCCUGGGGGCUGACCCUGUUGUGACUGCCCACCAUGUGGACACCCCUUCCCACCCUCCCCAUCCUCUGGCUUGCUCUGGCCUGGGGCUCAGUCAGUGCUACUUUGUCAAAGUCAGAUGCCAGAAAAGCUGCCUCAAAGACACUACUGGAAAAGACACAAUUUUCAGAUAAGCCCGUCCAAGAGCGGGAUCUGGUGGUGACAGACUUCAAAGCUGAAGAUGUGGUCCUCGAGCAUCGCAGCUACUGCUCCGCAAAGGCACGGGAGAGGAACUUCACUGGGGCUGUCCUGGGCUAUGUCACUCCCUGGAACAGCCACGGCUAUGACGUGGCCAAGGUCUUCGGGAGCAAGUUCACGCAGAUCUCACCCGUCUGGCUACAGCUGAAGAGGCGUGGCCGGGAGAUGUUUGAGGUCACAGGCCUCCACGAUGUGGACCAAGGUUGGAUGCGAGCUGUGAGGAAACACGCCAAAGGCCUGCACAUAGUGCCUCGUCUUCUGUUUGAGGACUGGACUUACGAUGAUUUCCGGAACGUCUUAGACAGCGAGGAUGAGAUAGAAGAGCUCAGCAAGACUGUGGUCCAGGUGGCAAAGAACCAGCACUUUGAUGGCUUCGUGGUGGAGGUGUGGAGCCAGCUGCUGAGACAGAAGCACGUGGGCCUCAUCCACAUGCUCACUCAUGUGGCAGAAGCGCUGCACCAGGCUCGGCUGCUGGCCAUUCUAGUCAUCCCUCCCUCUGUCACCCCAGGGACCGACCAGCUGGGCAUGUUCACGCACAAGGAGUUUGAGCAGCUGGCCCCAGUGCUGGACGGCUUCAGCCUCAUGACUUACGACUACUCCACGUCGCAGCAGCCUGGCCCCAAUGCACCGCUGUCAUGGGUUCAAGCCUGUGUCCAGGUCCUGGACCCCAAGUCCAGGUGGCGGAGCAAGAUUCUCCUGGGGCUGAACUUCUACGGCAUGGACUAUGCAGCCUCCAAGGAUGCCCGUGAGCCUGUCAUCGGAGCCAGGCCAGGGCUGGGGGACACUUGGCUGAGCAGAAUGUGGCCCCAUGCACCUGGCCAGGCAUCGUGGGCACCUUGGCGGUUGGCUGCUCCCACGCAGGUACAUCCAGAUGCUGAAGGACCACAGGCCCCGUAUGGUGUGGGAUGGCCAGGCUGCAGAGCACUUUUUCGAGUACAAGAAGAGCCGCGGCGGGAGGCACCUGGUCUUCUACCCAACUCUGAAGUCCCUGCAGGUGCGGCUGGAACUGGCCAAGGAGCUGGGCGUCGGGGUCUCCAUCUGGGAGCUGGGCCAGGGCCUGGACUACUUCUACGACCUGCUCUAGGCUGUGCCCCCAAGCGGAUGUGGACUAUUCGCAGCCGUGCAAUGGCCAUGUGAAAUACAGACCUCAUUCUUUGUUCUGUGA